Molecule: messenger RNA, 188 nt
Organism: Funneliformis caledonium
Lineage: Eukaryota; Fungi; Glomeromycota; Glomeromycetes; Glomerales; Glomeraceae
Source: the annotation of a GenBank genome assembly
AUGAUUUUUUGUUUUCAUUAUUCAAAGAAAAAGCGAAAAGCAGGAAGCAUUGACAAACUUUGGAGCCCAAUUGAGGAAAUGUAUACUGUGGCCAACAUUCAGUCAGCCAAAAAACAAAAGACUGAUGAAAAUACUGAAGAGAUUGAUCCUACUGAAGAGAUUGAUUCUACUGAAGAAUCAGAUGAUUA